CAUUAAUUCAUCAAUACUGACUGAUAUCACGAUAAUCAGAAUCAAGGAUACAAAGAAAUAUCACCAUGUCAUCUCGUCCAGCAGCCCCGACAAUCCCGUCGGUGAAACAGUCUUUUAUUACCAGCCAAACAACACUUCUUUCCCAGCCUAUCGCCCCAUCGCGUUCAUGGCAAGAAACCAACGACGCGUCAGAUGAGGCUAUCCCCGACCGCGUUGUCCAAGAAGUCCUCUAUAAUCUCAACCACACUAUCCAGCAGCAUUGCCGUCGCGUGUACCCUCCGCAAGCUAGUCGCAGCAUCGCUGAGCAGAUCAAUGAUGUUUACACUAAAGACGCUGAGCGGAAGGUGGGGGGACCUGCUGAUACCGAGGGUGGUAUCGGCAGAGAACUUGACUUGACCGAAGACGAAGCUAUAGAAGCGUUGCCCACUUCAUGGCACUUGGAAAAAGACAUCAACGAUCAUCCCAUGGAAACCAAGCGCUACGCAGACGCCGUCCAGCAACUCACUGAACUCAACGACCAGCGCAAGCAACUUCGAGAGCAAGUCGCGCGCUUGAAGCGCCUUCAGACUAUCGUCGAGCCACUUCAGACUGAUGAAAACGGCGCCGGUAUCCAAGAGAAUCUACUCACCCGAAAUGGCCCGGUUGAGAAGGAGCUCGAGAGAAUGAGAAUCUUACUGGCGAGAGUUGGUGGCCGUGUGCUUUCGCUGCCUGGGGAAGCUCCGAAUGGUGAGGCGAAGGAAGUCAGUUUGACUGAGAUGGGUGCACAGGGGCGGAAGAGACGUGUUGAUCAAUUUCUGGCUGAUGAUAAAGUGUUUCCCUCAUGAUCGCGCAUUGAGAAUGGGUUACGAUGAAAUGCCAAAGCUCCCAGCCCAAUGGCAGCCCAGAGCCGACUCUCCUUGCAGGACGCAGCUGUGGGCCAUCUGAAUCCCACAAAAUUCGCUUGUGCACUAUGUCGCAUAUCGCUUCUUCGGGUUCGGUUGGUCAUCACCAUCUGAGAUGCUUGACGGGAAGGUCGGCUUAUUACGCGCUGAAAAGCGAGGCCUAUCUAAAACGAGAGAGGCCUACCCUAGCUAUGGGUGAUUCUCUAUACCUACCAUCGGUCCAAGACCGCUGUUGAACGUCCGGGACAGUGAGUGGUUGUCAGGCUUGAAUUGCAGAGCCGAGAGUGCACAGUCAGCGGCUACGAUCAGGGGGACUGGUGCCAGUCAGUCUUCGAAACGUCUCAUGUAUGCGUUAACGACUGGUUGUUGGACAAAGAGAUAGCGUCACCGAGGCUCAACGUCCAAGAAAUAGUCACUCAUAUUGCAUGAGAGAUUGUUCUUGAGAGAUCCUUCUCGCUUGUGGUGAUAAUCAAGAUAUUUGCUGGUAUUUCUGAUUGGUGAGACCUGCAAACGGUAAUGGCCCAAGCCAUUGACAUAAUUGUCGUCAUAUAUCGAGCUUCAACGACGGUCAGCGUCAAUGAUCAAGGAUUUGGUGCUCUUGCUCAGAGCAGUCAUUGACCCUUCAGCUUAUGUACCACCAACGGCCUCACUGCCGAGGCUAAUACAGGACCUCUGUUCCCAAUCUGGCACUGGAUUGUCUUUCUGGUACGGUUUACAGUGAUAUAUCCCAAUGAAUUGUGCCCUGUGCUACCCUUGACUCACACGUUAGCCUAAGCUUUCAUCUCGCGUACACAUGUAGACAAUGCGUGAGACACUGUUUAGCCUUGCUGCGUCACUACUCUCGUCGGUAGCGAAUCAUACAAGCUGACCAUUCAGAGUUAUUGUUAGUCAAUUGCUCUUUCUGUGUCGUCUGCCAUACGAUAUCGUGCCCAGUUGAAGGAUUGGCCGUGGUCGAAUACCCGAGAGUGUACAAGCUCAAGAGAGAACCAACACAGACGUCUAGUUCUUACCAAU
This is a messenger RNA of Fusarium verticillioides 7600, 1895 nucleotides long. RefSeq lists its product as hypothetical. Bases 66 to 824 code for a protein of 252 amino acids. The record is from RefSeq and is a predicted model, not a curated record. Gene Ontology annotation, cellular component: Mis6-Sim4 complex. NCBI's taxonomy places the organism in Eukaryota, Fungi, Ascomycota, Sordariomycetes, Hypocreales, Nectriaceae. The transcript is spliced from 2 exons.